AUGGCAAAGAACAUAGACUCUUUCGAACAACUUACGACCCGAAUCGGACGUCUGCGGAUGAGAAGAUGUGGUCCAACACCAGCUUUGACUAUCUUCGUCGUUUACGCUCCAACAUCAAGCUACAAAGAAGAAGAAGUCGAAGCUUUCUAUAUGGACCUGGAGAAGUUCUACCGAGAAGAUCAUGUCUUCUACAAAGUCAUAAUUGGCGAUUUCAACGCCAAAGUUGGCCCAAGAAGAACGCCUGAUGAACUUCGCAUCGGAACCCACGGCCUCUAA
Messenger RNA from Necator americanus (New World hookworm), 276 nucleotides. RefSeq lists its product as uncharacterized. The transcript has a single exon. The record is from RefSeq and is a predicted model, not a curated record. Bases 1 to 276 code for a protein of 91 amino acids. Lineage: Eukaryota; Metazoa; Nematoda; Chromadorea; Rhabditida; Ancylostomatidae.